GCUCCAUUCUCUAUUUUCUCUUUGUCCUGUCCUAUCUAUGGUCAAUUGUCAUUUUGUCGCUUGCUUAUUCACGCGCCCGCUAAAUAUUUAGCCAAAAUAAACGUUUUACUAAUUAUUUAGUUCUAAUUUAAGCACAAAUUAUAUCAUAAUGGCGUCCACAUCCAAGCCACGCUCUGAAAUGACUUUGGAAGAGUUAUCUAAGAUUGAGGAUGAAGAAUUCAGCACUGGUCCUCUUUCAGUGCUUACACAGUCUGUAAAGAACAAUACUCAAGUCCUUAUAAACUGUCGUAACAACAAGAAACUUUUGGGUCGAGUAAAGGCGUUCGACCGGCAUUGUAACAUGGUCCUUGAAAAUGUAAAGGAAAUGUGGACUGAAGUACCAAGAACAGGCAAAGGGAAGAAGGGCAAAGCUGUAAACAAAGAUAAGUUCAUCUCAAAGAUGUUCCUCCGUGGUGACUCCGUGAUCUUAGUGCUAAGGAAUCCACUGGCAACUGCGGCGGGCAAAUAGAUACUAAGUUUAGUUAAUUAAGAUUUCCACUUCAUUUAAUAAAGUUUUGCUAAGUA
Maniola jurtina (meadow brown) is the source of this 564-nucleotide messenger RNA. It is a transcript of the gene SmD2, whose product is annotated as probable small nuclear ribonucleoprotein Sm D2. Gene Ontology annotation, molecular function: RNA binding. Bases 149 to 508 code for a protein of 119 amino acids. Gene Ontology annotation, biological process: spliceosomal snRNP assembly; RNA splicing. The record is from RefSeq and is a predicted model, not a curated record. The transcript has 3 exons. Lineage: Eukaryota; Metazoa; Arthropoda; Insecta; Lepidoptera; Nymphalidae. Gene Ontology annotation, cellular component: U1 snRNP; U5 snRNP; U2 snRNP.